UUAUGCUAUGCGAUUUACAAACAUAUGUAUAUAAACAAUAACUUUACUUUAUGAAUUGUGAAAAUUACAAAUAGAAAUAAAUUGUGGUAAAAAUGGGAAAGUGUGCUCUCUGCUUUAAAAGAGUGCAACGCGGAACGGGACCUUUUUUCCAGGUUCCAUCCCAGGAGUCUAUACGGUUGCUAUGGGGCCAAAAAUGCGGGAUUCAGUUUAAAGUAAGAGAUGUUGUCUGUGUGGAUCAUUUUUCGCGUUCGGAUAUGAUAUGCGGAGCGAAGAGAUCAACCUUGCUGCCAAAGGCCAUACCAAUUCCCCCAUCGCAAUGCGCCACCAGCUCCAACUGGACACCAUCUGAUAAUCGUAAAUUAUUCACGGAAUCAUGUUAUGCCGAGUUAGAGUCGGAUAUUUCUACUUCAAGUUCCCAAUCCCCAGAGAUACUGGAUUCAGGAAUUUCCUCACAGGCAAGCUCAUCGUCUUUUUUAACUGAUGGAACCGACAAGCUCGUCAAAGGUUGCCAAAUGUUAAUAGACUCAUAUCUUUCUUUAACUGCUGUAACUAAAAAAAACGCCAAAGAUUGCCACACGCAAACAGAACCUACUAUUAGGGAGGCCCCCAUGGAGAAGGAAAUCUUUGACCUGAAGAGAGAGGUAAAAAAAAUUGAAGGCGGAAAACAGGGACUUGGCUCAUCAGUUGAAUAUAGCGAAUGCUGUGCAAAAUAAUUUUAGACAAAUCUUUACAGAAAAUCAAAUACGUAAAAUGAUUUUUCCAGAUCGAUCUGUGAAAUGGUCAUGGGAAGACAUUUCCAGCGCAAUAUGUUUACACGCAGCAGGGCCAGCGGCAUAUACACAUUUGUAUGACAAAGGGUAUCCGCUACCCCAUGUAUCUACCCUUCAGCGUUGGUAUCACAAAAACGAUCUAGUGGAAGGACUUCUCACUCCGCCAAACGACCUUCGUGACCUAGAAAUGCCUGAAAUAUGCGACGAAGAAAAAACCUCCCUGAUUCCUUAUUUCUCGGACCAAAAAUACUCGUAACUAAAACUUGAAAAACAUGCUUACAUCUUUUUACACUACCUUGUAUAUGUGUAAAUUUUAUGACUUUGAUAGUAGGUUAUUAGGGCAUAUCAUAUUAAAAGUGUACGCUACGAUUGUAA
Molecule: messenger RNA, 1145 nt
Organism: Rhagoletis pomonella (apple maggot)
Lineage: Eukaryota; Metazoa; Arthropoda; Insecta; Diptera; Tephritidae
Exons: 6
Coding region: 93-713 (206 amino acids)
Source: RefSeq, a predicted model, not a curated record